UUUUUUUUCAACUCCACUUCAAUCUGGAAAGGUCUAACUUCCCUUCAAAACUCAGAGGCAAGCCUGCAACCGUAGGAUUCGACAUCGUUUUAUUGCCUUAAUUGUAUUACUAAAAUUUUGUUCUGCGUUGAAGAUUAUUUUGGGAUGCGCCUUCUUCCAUCUGUCCCAAAUUCAAAUUCUUGAAUCGUUAAUGGAAUCGCGAGGGCAGGGCAGAUUCGAUGAGUUUACUUCCACUGAACCCUCAAUUGAAGAUCAGAAAGAGGAGGAAUUUUACAAUGCGAGAUCCUCAAUGGAGGAAUUGAGUGCCAAUUUGGAUAAACAGAAUGAGAGAAAGACGAAUCUUUUGACUGAUUUGCAACAUUUACGCCAACGAAUCGAGGAGAAAGGAGUUGCAAAUGGCGGAGUGCAGAAAUUGCUUCCUCUUUUGUACUCACUGAAGGCUCUGGAAAGGCAAGAAUCUGUUUUGCAAUCUAUUUACGAUGACAAGCGCUCUCAGUUGCAAGCUGAGGUUAAUGAAUUGGAGGAUAAGAUAGCGGCUGCUUGGGAUAUCGAGACUCUUUCUAAGGAUCUCGAUCGUGUAUUGUCAGAUUCACUGGAGAAACUUAACUCUGCAAAGAAGGAACAAGCAGCACAACUAAGAGCAAUACUGUCAGUGAAGCGGCAGAUUGAUGACAUUCCAACCGAGUCAGAACUCGUUCAGUAUGAACGCCGUUUUUCAGAGCUGAAUGCUUAUAUCCAGGAAAAACAUCGUCAAACCCGCAAAUAUUAUGCAACCUAUAAUGCUCUUUUGGAGAUUAAAGAACUGAUGCUAAAGGAAACUUCCUUGUUGAAUUCGAUAAGUUCACAGUUUCAGGAUGCCAUUACAAGUACUGAUGGUCGCAUGAAGCUUAUUGGUUCCAUGGAAGGGAUUGUAAAGAGCAGCCAGCGGAAGCUACAAAAGGUGCAAGUAGGGCUUCAGGAAGAGCAGAAGGCUUGCGAUGCUCUUAAGAAGAGGUAUGCUGCAGCAAUGGCAGAGCAAAGGCGCUGCUAUUCUCUGUUAAAAGAUUUUCAGUGUUGACCAUGUUAUCAGUAGUGCCAAGGAUUUCAAAGAUUCUUGAAGACAGUCCAGGCUAAAAGUGGACAUGUUUCACCAAAGAGUUAAUUCGUUGAUUGGUUGGAAGCCACAGGCAGGAGAUUUUUUUUCAAACGCAAUACAGAUGGCUCUCAAAGAUCUGCUACUGGUGAAGCUUCCGCAAGAGAUUUGAUUAGAGAUUCGAAUAGCUAGUGGUGCAAAAUUUUAGUUGUUAAUCUUGGGCAAUGCUUUGUUCUAGCAAUUGAGUUGUGGGGUAUUUUGGAAAGUGUGAAAUUACAUAGGGGGAUGAAUCUUCGGAAGUUGUUGCUCAAGAGUGAAUAGAAUUGCUAUUGCUAUUCUUUAAGGUCAGUAUGAGUGUCCGCUAAUGUUGCAUUCUCUGGGGAUUUCAAUGAAGAUGGAAGUUGCUGAUGAUUGGGAUAUUCAAUUUAUUCAUGUAUACGGAGGAGCGAACUUCUUAGCUGAUUGGAUGGCCA
This is a messenger RNA of Hevea brasiliensis (rubber tree), 1545 nucleotides long. RefSeq lists its product as uncharacterized. The record is from RefSeq and is a predicted model, not a curated record. The transcript has 9 exons. NCBI's taxonomy places the organism in Eukaryota, Viridiplantae, Streptophyta, Magnoliopsida, Malpighiales, Euphorbiaceae. Gene Ontology annotation, biological process: Golgi to plasma membrane transport. The coding region runs from base 191 to 1057 and encodes 288 amino acids.